Molecule: messenger RNA, 4165 nt
Organism: Brassicogethes aeneus
Lineage: Eukaryota; Metazoa; Arthropoda; Insecta; Coleoptera; Nitidulidae
Source: the annotation of a GenBank genome assembly
AACUGUCAAAGUUAACCUAUAUGCGCAAAUGACGAUGAAAAUACAUCAACGAUAGAAAUCUAUUAUCAGUUGCGACAAGUGCAGCCCCAUGAAUCUCGUUUUAGCCUGACCAUUGCUUAAAUAAUUUAUUGUUUACAGUGAUAAAUAAAUUCAUGAUAAAUGAAAUUAGUUUAAAAUGUUAUCUUAUGUCGUUCGUAAAAUUCUAACCUUAUAGCAUUGUUGAUCGGCUAAAGAGUUUGAUGUGUUUUAACAAAUUGUUUUCAUUAUGACGAAAUCAUCAAUAAAACAGCGAUUCGCAACCCCAUUAAAACUGCAAUCGUACGAGGACGACGAUGAAAAAGCGAAAUUCUACCGACCGAUGCCCACCGAGCACUUCCUGGGCGUGCUGUGCCUCAUGGUCGCGGUUUUCGCCGCCGUGAUCAUCAUCGAGAAGCAGCUGCCAUUGGGGCUGAAAAUCGUGGACGAGACCAAGCACAAGGACCGAUUCGUCGCCGAGCGGGCGCACAACAUCCUCAACAAGCUGACCAAGAUCGGGCCCCGGGUGGCGGGCAGCCCGCAGAACGAGAUCCAAGCCGUCAAUCUGCUGAAGGACGAGAUCAACCGCGUGAUCAGGGAGAAGAACGGGAAUCACGUUAUCGAGCUGGACGUCCAGAAGGCCAGCGGCGCUUUCAACUUGGAGUUUCUGGACGGGAUGACCAACGUUUAUCAGGACUUGCAGAACGUCGUGGUCAAGGUGGGGUCGAAGAUCAAUUCGUCGCACAGUUUGCUCAUCAACUGUCACUUUGACACAGUCGUCGACAGUCUAGGAGCUAGUGACGAUGGAGCAGGUUGUGCCGUUAUGUUGGAAAUAUUGCGGGUGUUAUCGAAAUCAGACAAAAUUUUGAGGCACAACGUGAUAUUUUUAUUCAACGGCGGCGAAGAAAAUUUCAUGCCUGCUUCUCACGGUUUCAUAACCCAACACAAAUGGGCGAAAGAGGUGAGGGCAUUUAUAAACUUGGAGGCUUGCGGGGCUGGUGGGAGGGAGGUGCUGUUCCAGGCGGGGCCGAAUCACCCCUGGAUUCUGGAGACCUAUUCCGAAGAAGUGCCUUAUCCAUACGCAUCCUCAUUGGCACAGGAAAUCUUUCAAAGCGGCGUCAUACCCGGGGACACUGACUACAGAAUCUUCAGGGAUUUCGGAAACAUUUCAGGCCUGGAUUUCGCGUGGUCCGCAAAUGGCUACGUGUACCACACGAAGUUUGACUCCAUCGAGCAAAUUCCGCUCGGUUCGUUGCAACGAACCGGCGACAACAUUUUGGCGUUGGCGCGCGGUAUGGCGCAGGGUCACCAACUUUCCAACGUGGAAGAAUAUCGCGCGGGGAACCUGGUGUUUUUCGACUUUCUGGGCGCGUUUGUCAUCCGCUGGCCCAUGCUGGUCGCCGACGUCAUCAACCUUCUAUCUGUGAUACUUUCAUUGUACUCUAUUUACAACAACUCCAAAGAAGCUGAAGUUACUGACAGUUUAAAGCAAAGGCAAUUUAACAAAAAGUUACUGGGAUGCGUGGUGAUCGUGUUCGUAUCGUGGUUAUUAUCGGUACUUACGGCCGUCGGUCUGGCCGGCAUUUUGAACGGUCUUGGCCGCACAAUGAGCUGGUACGCAAGACCGAUGUGGGCAUUUUUCUUGUACGUCAUACCCACCAUUCUGGUGUCCAUGGCUACGAUCCUCCUGCAUGCCAAAUAUUAUCAUAAGGAUCUGCAGCUAUCUCCAUGGCUAGUAUUUCAAAUGUACUAUGACGCUUAUCAGUUCAUUUGGACGGUAGUACUAAUUUUCGGCACACUCUUCAGGAUACGGUCCAGUUUUAUAGCAUUGUCGUGGGUAUUUUUUGUAUCCAUUGGUAAUAUAUUAAAAUCUAAAAUGUUUGGAAAAUGGAGAGAUCCAAAAUGGUUGCUGCUGCAUAUAGCGAUGGUGGGCUUACCGUUCGUGCAAGGUUUCUACCUCAUCAUAGGCGCUCUAUACUUAUUCAUACCUAUAAUGGGUAGAGCGGGCGCUGGUAGCCACGCGGAGCUACUCAUAGCGCUAAUGGUAAGCACGAUGUUCGCCCAACUGAUCAGCUUCGCGGUGCCCAUAAUUUUGCUCGUCAGAAGGGUGGAACGCAUUUUCAGCCUUCUCUCUGGGAUAUUCCUCAUCUCUUUGGCUCUGCUGAUUUUGACCCCGCUGGGGUUCCCCUACUCGGGCGAGCCCGGAUCCCUGGCCCCGCAGCGUUUCAUGAUGGCGCACACCAAGAGGACGUUCCACGACGUCACCGGAGCCGUCUCCGGGCAGUCCUCCGGGUUUUGGUUCGCUGAUAUGGACAUCAACAGUCCGCACACUGUCGACAGGUACGCUCCCGACAUGGUGAACGCCGUGCUGGUGGAAGAUGACUGCGAUAGGUAUUUGUAUUGCGGCAUGCCGUAUUUAGUGCCGGUUCUGACGAUGAUCUGGAAGACUCACUGGCUGCCCGGGCCGGUUCCGGAACUUCUGAAUCCGAUUAACAUGACGGUUUUAAGCAGGGAGAGGAUCGAUAGUGGAGAGAGAAUUACCGUGGAGAUCUCAGGUCCAGCUCAUAUUGGAGUAAUGAUAUCUCCAGUACCUGGAGUAAGUCUGGAUAAAUGGAGCAUACCAACUUCAAGUCCUUUGGCAGGACCAAAGUGGAAAAAUAGGGAAACAUAUUUCGUUUACUAUGCCUACGGCUUAAAACCAGUUCCACUGAGGUUCUCCAUGGACUUUAAGAUCCCUCAAAAUCACAAAGGCCCCGUAAUGGACUUUGCGGUGACGUCACACUACCUAUUUGGCCCUGGAAAAACGACGAAAGCCCUGGAAAAGUUGGUGUCUCAAUUCCCGCACUGGACUGCUGUCACAUCCUGGACGGCCUCGUACGAAUCCUGGAUUCUCUAAGGACGAUUUUAGUUAGUUGUUUAAGGUAUGUUUACAGUUUUACCAUUAUAAAUUCUGCGACUGAUCCGAAGACAAUUUUUUUUAUUUAUCACGCUAAAGGUGGCCUAAAAAUAAAAUGAACUCUUCCAUAUAAAAUCCGUUCAGCAUUGCAUAUACAUACGGUAAAUUUAAAAUAGUGCAUGCCUAAAUUCAAAGUUAUACCUAGGUAAUUUUAUAAAAUUCGCAAUAGAAUACACAUUAGACCAAGUUUUUAAAAUUCUUAAAUUUUUUCGAAAUGUUGCCUUGUGCCAACUGUAGUAAUACUGAAUUUGCUCACAUGUUGAAUCUUCCUUAAUUCCACAAUAUUAUUAUCUCGAAAAGCAAUAAAUUUUGGGUUUUAAGGAAGAUGUAGUAAUUUUAAUUAGGAGUAUUAGAAUAGUUUUCGAUUUUUACAGGCUUACAAAAUAUAGUAGAUUUUCUUGAUGUAUAAAAACAAUUUUAUCCGUCCAGCUAUAAAAACAAUAUUUAAGAUAUUAUUUUAAUUUAAUCGGAACCAUUAAGGAAACUAUUUGUGUAAAAAGUAUUAAAAUUUUUUUUGUACAUUUUUAUACCUCAAGAAUUUCUUUUAGAGGUCAAUUACAUACAUAUCCCACCUAACCAAAAAAUACAGAUUUUUUUGCCAACAUUUGGUUUACAAUACCUUACCUAUACAUGCCUAAUAGUGCUUUAUUCAGGUGAUAAUUAGACAAGCUGAGAUUUGUGUACUGUAAUAGGUAUGUUUUAAUUAAUUAUAAUUAUAAUUAUAACACAGUACGACAAAAUUUGAUUUUUUUUCCUCCCAUGAAAAAUUUCUAUAGAUUUUGAAAAUAUGAUACCGUGGUCUCGGCGUUUUUUCAGAUCAAGUCAUAUUUUUUUCAAUUAAGCCUAUUUUUCUAAAAUAUUUUAAACAAAAUGCCACUUCCGGCUUGACCGGAAGUGACAUCAACUUUGUUAUUUUAAAUGGAACACCCCAUAUAUUUUAACAUUUUUAAAUUCUACAUAAAAUUUUGAGUAAAAUUUUUUUUCCGUUUUUUUUUUCCGUUCUCCAGAAACUUUCAAUGGACCACGAAUGUGAAACACCCUGUAUAUCAAGCGGUGUUUUUAGGUUGUGAUUCGAAAGCAAUGUAUAAUCGUCAAACUAAAAGAUCAAGAUUUGUUUUCAACAUAUAUUUAAUAUAAGAUAAAUACAAAUCUGUUGUUUUAUUUAAAAAAAUCAAAAAAUUAAAACCAGAAAUA